AUGAUGUUGUCUAUUAAAGCUAAAUUUUUACCAAAUCAAAAAAAAUUUAAUUAUUUAGAAAUAAUACUAAUUAAUAGGUAUAAUUCUUUAAUUAAAAUUGUUUAGAUUAGGAAUUAUGUAAUUUAUUUGGACAUCAUGAAAUUAAUAUGAUUAUUUAUACAAGAUUUGAUUAAUAGUGAGUUUGAGUAUAUAAAAAUAAAAAAUAUUAACAUUUUUUUUGAAGUGCUAAUUUUAGGUAUUUAUGACCAAAUAGAUUAAAAGUAUACAAUUUUCCAUUUUUUGCAGCACAUGAAGAGCCAAAUCUGAUCCUGAUGAUAUUUGUGGAAAAACUAGCAAUUGCUGUACCUUCUCACAUCCCAUAAUUAAGUUACUAAAAUGUAUAGUUGGCACAUGGUUGA
Molecule: messenger RNA, 398 nt
Organism: Paramecium sonneborni
Lineage: Eukaryota; Ciliophora; Oligohymenophorea; Peniculida; Parameciidae
Source: the annotation of a GenBank genome assembly